AUUCAUGAAGUCUGAGCAAGGAGGGGCACAUAGUGGGAAUCUGCUAUGGGUGGAGACACUGUGGGUUGUCUCACAUUCACCAGCAAGAUUCACCUGAACACUGAAGCCUGGAAUUCAAAUUCAGCACUGCACGAGAGAGUGACACACCGGCUGCACUGACAGUUGACGCAUUUAAAGAUAAAACAAUGAGCGAAACAGCAGAGGCUUUGGCUGCCAACCUCAAAAGCAGAAGAAAUGUCACUAUUGAGAUCACCAACCUGACCAAUGAGUACUGUCUCAUGAACCCCAAGGUUUUCCUAGACAGUGGCAGCAUCCAAAGCCCUCCCCAGCCCACUGUCCGCCCACAGAAGACUGAAGUCUGCAACUUUUCCAAAAUCAGUGCCAAAGCCACGGGUGCCGUAGGUGUCCUGACCUACGAGUUGUUUGGGAGAAAAUCCAACAAUGCCAAAGAGAUUUUGGCAAUAAUGUUCUCAGUGCCAUAUGACUACAACAUGUACAAAAACUGGAUAGCUGUGGGAAUCUAUAACCAGGGCAAAGAAUGCAACGAGAGCCUCUACAAAGAGAUGUACUACAACAAGGAGCCCCAGGGCUUUGUCCGGCAGGAGGCCAACGGCAGUGGGCUCAGCUUUGAGGGCAGCAGCCUGGACGUCAAGGCCACCAUGUCCCCUGUGGGCAGAGCCAUUAUGAAGGUGGAGAUCUGGGACAAGUUUUUCUCCCAAAUGGCACAGCGUCCUAACUGAGUUGUCCAUUUGGGAUGUGUUUAAAUAAACUCGUGUUAGACAUGCUCAGCUCUGUGUAAUCCUGUGUUAAUAUAACACCUGUUCAUGCAAUAAAAGUAUAAUUACUCAAAA
This is a messenger RNA of Girardinichthys multiradiatus, 851 nucleotides long. RefSeq names its product DELTA-stichotoxin-Hcr4a-like. The record is from RefSeq and is a predicted model, not a curated record. Gene Ontology annotation, cellular component: pore complex. The transcript has 3 exons. Bases 186 to 740 code for a protein of 184 amino acids. Gene Ontology annotation, molecular function: channel activity. NCBI's taxonomy places the organism in Eukaryota, Metazoa, Chordata, Actinopteri, Cyprinodontiformes, Goodeidae. Gene Ontology annotation, biological process: cytolysis in another organism; monoatomic cation transport; pore complex assembly.